This is a messenger RNA of Acanthosepion pharaonis, 618 nucleotides long. The record is from the annotation of a GenBank genome assembly. NCBI's taxonomy places the organism in Eukaryota, Metazoa, Mollusca, Cephalopoda, Sepiida, Sepiidae.
AUGGACUUGGGUCACGGGAAAAAACAUCGAACUGUUAUUCAGGGAGAAGCAUCUGAAUCCGAUGAUGACGAUGAUUUAGACCCGAGUCCUUUAAGAGCUAAUGAUGCCCGAAUUCCUAUCCCAAGUUAUCAGGAAUUGAAGACGCCAAUGUUUAAGGGAAUAGUGGUGGCUGGGGAAGCCUCAGAGUCAGAUGAAGAAAUCAACACUACUGAUGUGAAUACUUCUUUACCACCCCUAAAAGUGGAUAAAGGUAUCUUCGGGGAUGACCCAAGCCUCAAUAGUUCUCUCAUGAGUUCCCCUCUGUCACGCCAGAGGUACCAAGACGCAGCCCAACAACCCAAAUAUGACACGUUACUACAUGCAAAACUCCGAGACCGAAAUGUAGCCCUGGCUCGUCAUUUGAGGGAUGCAGUGAAACAUGUUUACGUGUCAGCCACAAAAGACCUCAAUUCCAAUUCCCAGAACCUGUAUAAAACACAGGCAGCCAUCCAGGAUGUUUCCCACAACAUGCGCCUGCUGACCAAUGAUUUGUUUCAUAUCCAAGACAAGAUUGAUAUCAUUACAACAUGCAACUUGCUCCCCACCAUCGACAUCACAUUGCCAUCCAAUGAAAAUUAA